AUGUCAAAACUGUGGGGCAACUACUACAGAUGGGUCAUUCUAUUCGUUGGAUUCUUGUGUCUGACAUCCAUCUGCUCAAAUUAUAUCAUCAUAAACUUCACAUUCAUCUGCAUGAAAAAUGACAUGACAAAUGCAGUGGCGGAUAGUAAUGGAACUCUUCACAGCAUCUAUGACUAUUCCAGUGGUGAAAAGAAAUGGAUUCUCUGGGCAGUUGCUUUGGGAACCAUGAUCGGAACACUACCAAUCAACGUUCUCUAUGUCAAGUUCGGAGCCCGUUUCCCAUUUUUGUUGGCUGGUCUCGCUUCAGUCGUCUCAACUGCUUUGAUUCCAUGGGCUGCUGGAUUCAAUUAUUGGUUGCUCAUUUUGUUGAGAUUCGUUCAAGGACUUGCCUACUCCGCUGACUUCGCAGCCAUCGGUCUCAUCACUGUCCGCUGGGCUCCACUCACUGAAACUGCCACAUUCAUUGCCAUCAUGACUUCGUUUACCGGUAUCUCAUCCACUGCAACCAACUCUGUCACUGGUGUCAUCUGUGAGAGCUCUUUCGGAUGGAAAUGGUCUUAUUAUCUGCAUGCCGCGGUCGGAACUUUCCUCUUUUUCCUCUGGUACGUCAUCUAUAUCGACCAUCCACAAGACACCAAGAGAGUCUCCUGCAAGGAAUUGAGCAAGAUUGAGAAGUCGAAAUCAGCUGCCCAUUUGGACAAGAGUACCGAUGUUCCAUACAGAAAACUUCUCACGAGUCCAGUCAUCUGGUGUGUCUGGCUCAAUGCAUUCUUCGAGAUGUCCGCUGUCAUUGUCUGUUCCACCUACAUGCCAAUCUAUUUCCACGAAGUUCUUGGAUUCGGAGUAACAGAAACUGGUUUCUGGGUUGCUCUUGUUCUCUUCAUCUGGCUUCCAGUCCGAUGGGUAUCAGCAAUCAUGAGUGACAAGAUCAAGUUCGUUGGAGAGAGAACCAAGAUGCUCAUUUUCAAUACAAUUGCCGUCGGAGGUACCGGAGCAUUUUUCGCCAUCAUUGGAUUCAUCCCAGCUGAGAACAAGUAUUGGUCCGUCGCCGCAUUCACAAUGACCAUGUGCUGUGUUGGUGUAAACUCCGGAGGUUUUUACAAAUGCGGAGUUCUCCAUGCUCGUCAAUACGCUCACGUUGUCAUCGCCGCCAUCCAAUGGACCAAAUGUGUUGCCCUCUUCUCUGCCCCAGCCAUGGUCGCCCUCUUCGUCACCACUGAAUCCGUCCGAACCCAAUGGAUUGGAGUCUAUCUUGUCUUUGGAGGACUCAUGCAAAUCACCAACUUGCUCUCCUACUGUAUCUUCACUGACAAACCAGCUGAAUGGACCAACACUGACGAGAAACCAGUGUCCAAAGCUUAG
This is a messenger RNA of Caenorhabditis remanei, 1362 nucleotides long. RefSeq lists its product as uncharacterized. The record is from RefSeq and is a predicted model, not a curated record. The transcript is spliced from 5 exons. Gene Ontology annotation, molecular function: transmembrane transporter activity. Gene Ontology annotation, biological process: transmembrane transport. NCBI's taxonomy places the organism in Eukaryota, Metazoa, Nematoda, Chromadorea, Rhabditida, Rhabditidae. The coding region runs from base 1 to 1362 and encodes 453 amino acids.